Molecule: messenger RNA, 2043 nt
Organism: Pseudocercospora fijiensis CIRAD86
Lineage: Eukaryota; Fungi; Ascomycota; Dothideomycetes; Mycosphaerellales; Mycosphaerellaceae
Exons: 7
Coding region: 1-2043 (680 amino acids)
Molecular function (GO): FAD binding; lyase activity; monooxygenase activity
Source: RefSeq, a predicted model, not a curated record
AUGCCUCUUCCUCCUCACAGAAUCCACCUGCAUAAAGCAUUGAAGCGAGCGGCAAUUGCACCUACGGGAAAAGGCAGACCUUGUAAAUUGUUGACGGCAAGCAAAGUCGUGGCUGUGGAUGAAACCGAGGGCUCACUGACCUUGGAGAAUGGCGAAACUAUUCGAGGCGAUGUAAUAGUUGGAGCUGACGGUGUCCACUCCGUGGCUCGCACACGAAUUCCGCCAGAUGCCAAGCCAUGUAGCUGCGGCAAAAGCGCGUUCCGAUUCUUGAUACCUCGAGAGGCUUUCAAGAGCGAUCCAGCAACAGCACACAUGGUGGACGACUUGGGCGAGGUGAAGAUCUGGUAUGCUGAAGACCGCCGUAUCCUGAACGCGGUCUCAGAUUGGAACAAUGUCGCCAGCCUCGAAGCCAUGCUCAAAGUGUUUGGCGGAUUUGAGCCUUCUGUGUUGGUUAUGAUAUCGAAGGCCGAUCCGGAAACACUCAAGAUCUGGACGCUGCUGGACAUGGAGGAAAUACCUGCGUGGAAUAAAGGCCGCCUGGCGCUGAUUGGUGAUGCAGCGCAUCCAUUCUUGCCUCACCACGGACAAGGCGCAGGAGCCGCCAUCGAGGAUGCCGCAGCACUGGCUACCGUACUGCCUCUUGGAACCCCGGUAACAGAAACACAACCAACCAAGAUCAAGACGUCCUCUCGCCUGAUUGGUUCUGACAACCUCCAUAAGAACAAUCUCGACAUGUCCCAAUUCACAGCCUACAAUUUCGGCCACGACGAGUUCGACGAUUCAGCCCAGCGUUUCCGAGAGUAUCAAUGGUCAAAGAUCCCCAACAAAUACUGGCGCAUGCAACUCGCCUUCGGACCCAUGCCCGGCCCUCGUCAGAACCACUACGGCUUCCCCCGAGACGGAACACAAAGCACCUUCAUAACCGCUAGCAUCCGCUUCAAGGCCUCCAAAACCGCUCUCCAGAACCUUUUCCCACCCGGUCGAUCGGGCUACAAAUUCACCACUCCCGUCACAAUCGCUUACGCCUCCUUCUCCCAAACGACCCUCAACAAAAUGCAAUGGCUCGGCGGCUCCGGCUACAACCACAUCGGCCUCUACAUCCACGGCGUACAAUACACGAAACCCGACGAAGACAGCACCAGCGUUUCAGGAACCUAUAUGCCCAUCCUCUUCGAAUCCCUCACCGACCCCAUCGUCAGCGGCCGCGAAGAACUCGGCAUGCCGAAACUCUACUCCGCCAUAGACGUCCAUCGCCGCACUCAAAGCUACCACAUCCGUACCUCCUGGCAAGGCGCGACUUGGGGCUCCUUCCACCUCUCCGGCCUCCACGAAUCCGAUCCCGCGACCUCCACGGGCUCGAUUUCCGGUGAAGCUGAUGAUGGAAUUCUUGUACACAGAUAUAUUCCUGCUACCGGGAGGAAGAACAAAGGUUUGGCGGAAGCGGAUUAUGCGUGUUUUGAUCGGUUCGCGGAGGCUGAGCCUAAGCCUCGAGCGGAAAGGUUGUGGGUGGCGGAGAGUGCGAGGUUUGAGAUUGAUGGGUUGGUUUGGGAUCAGCUGCCGACUUUGCAUCAUGUUGUGGGGAGAUUGGCGGAGUUGCCUGUUUAUGAGAUUUGGGGGCGCAAAUCGCAAUCAUCCAACUGUCUUCAUUUCACCUUGUGGUUUCUAACUUUCGCGCCCGGCUGGAGUGGACCUCUUCACUCCGGCAGUGAAAUUCUGGACCACAGGAAAGCCACAAAUUCUCUUUCGUUCUUCUUCGCUGAUUUCUUGCCUGCACAUCGCCGGCCUACAAAACAGCCAGUCUACCUGAUAUUCCGAUUUCCAUCACCCGAGGAGUCGCCGGACAGGGCAGCAGAAGGCGGGAUGCCGCAGAUCAGAGCGUCUCAACGACGUGCGAUUCGGUUUCGUCUCCAGAAGAACAUCGCUUAUGCGGCGAGAUUGUCUGAAACCGAAAUGGAGUCGGCUGUGGAAAGGUGUAGACAAGGCGAAUUUUCUCCGCAGACAAUGCAAAAUUACCUCCAUACCAAUAUGCUUUUGGCUAUAUAA